AUGUACGAUUUGAGUGUAGGUACAUACUCUGUAUAUGCCGAAGGUAGUCUCCCCGCUGCUUCGAAAGAAUCUAGCAAGCAAAUACCCGUUUUCUUCAAGUCCAAGGCUCUCUCGACGACGAUCACCAAAGCUUCGUCAGCUGAGGCGAAGCAAAAGGCAUCGAAGCGUGCCAUUCUCCAGGAGGACUCUUGCACUGCUGAGAAGCUUAAACUCACUGCCAACGGUAUAAAGAACUGCGAAUCGCUUGCCCGGGCCGCAGCGAAGGAUGCAUCUGACGUUCACUCCGCGAGGUUCGUUGAGUACUUCAAGUCAAACGAGACCAAGACUCGCGAACAUGUCACAGGCCGACUCCUUGCCGUCGCUGAAGAGUGCUCCACUUCAGACAGUGGCAACACAAGAGUCUCUUGCCGCGAUGAGAUUGGAUACUGUGAGAGCGACGGCCCUUUGAUCGCUUACACUACCUGGGUCAACGGCUAUGUCACCAUGUGUCCGCUAUUCUACGAUACGCUACCCCCUUUGCCGCAAAGGUGCCACAAGCAGGACCACGCCACUACGACGAUCCACGAGAUGACGCAUGCUAGAGCCGUGUAUGAGCAGGAGGUUUCGACUCAGGAUUAUGCUUAUGGCUAUGAGAACUCUACUGCAUUGGAUCCUCUGUCUUGUCUUUACAACGCUGAUUCGUAUUCUCUUUACGCCAACGGGUCAUAA
Messenger RNA from Fusarium musae, 708 nucleotides. RefSeq lists its product as uncharacterized. Gene Ontology annotation, molecular function: metalloendopeptidase activity. Bases 1 to 708 code for a protein of 235 amino acids. The record is from RefSeq and is a predicted model, not a curated record. Lineage: Eukaryota; Fungi; Ascomycota; Sordariomycetes; Hypocreales; Nectriaceae. The transcript is spliced from 2 exons. Gene Ontology annotation, biological process: proteolysis.